This is a messenger RNA of Entrophospora sp. SA101, 753 nucleotides long. The record is from the annotation of a GenBank genome assembly. Lineage: Eukaryota; Fungi; Glomeromycota; Glomeromycetes; Entrophosporales; Entrophosporaceae.
AUGGAUAUUAAAUCACUUUUUGGAAUUAGUGGUAAAAAAGUAUUGAUAACUGGUGGUUCAAGGGGAAUCGGUUUGAUGAUAGCUGAAGGAUUUGUAUCUAAUGGAGCUAAAGUUUAUAUAUCUUCAAGAUCUUCAGAUGUUUGUGACAAAGUUGCAAAGGAAUUAACUGCUCAAGGUGAAGCAAUUAGUUUACCAGCAAAUUUACAAGAAUUGAGUGAAGUCAAAAGAUUAGUUUCAGAAAUUGAGAAAAUAGAAAAUGGAAAGUUAGAUAUAUUAAUUAAUAAUGCAGGAGUAGCUUGGGCUCAAAAUUUUGAUGAAUAUACUGAUAAAGCCUUUGAAAAAGUGAUGAAUUUGAACCUUAAAAGAAUCUUUGAUUUAACUCAAGUUGCCAUGCCAUUAUUAGAAAAUGCUGCCACGCCAGAAGAUCCUUCAAGAGUCCCACUUGCAGAAGCAUAUGCCUAUGCUGCAUCCAAAGCAGCACUAAUCCAUUUAACUCGAGUCAUGGCUGGACAUUUAUCAAAUCGUAAUGUGACAUUUAAUUGUGUGCUACCAGGUCCAUUCGAGUCAAAGAUGACAAAAAAAUUUCUUGAUGCUAAUAAAAAAUUGAUGAUCUCAAAUAUACCAUUGGGCAGAAUUGGUAGAUCGGAAGAUGUUGCUGGCACAUGUAUUUAUUUGGCGAGUAAAGCUGGUGCAUUUACUAAUGGUGCAUUGGUAACUAUUGAUGGUGGUAAUCUUUGCAAACCUAAAUUGUAA